Molecule: messenger RNA, 2734 nt
Organism: Branchiostoma belcheri (Belcher's lancelet)
Lineage: Eukaryota; Metazoa; Chordata; Leptocardii; Amphioxiformes; Branchiostomatidae
Exons: 8
Coding region: 336-1187 (283 amino acids)
Source: RefSeq, a predicted model, not a curated record
CAGGUUGAUCAAGAUGUUACGAAACGUAUCCUUUUACUUGGUUUACACACCUCCGCCAAAACGCAGACAUGUAAAAUAGAAACAUAAAAAUGCAAAUAUAUAGCAGGAAUGCAGCCACUCUCUCAUUGGUCGAACCACUAAUUGCCAUUCUAUCAUUGGCUGCAAUGCUAAUUGACCGUCAGGAUAGGUUGAUUCCUUCGUUUGCGUGAAGCACACACAACCGGUUCAAACCACAGGGCAAACCUAAUAUAAACUGUACGGUCGAUUUUUUCACGGCCACCAUUUUGUUCUAACUUGUUGGAGAGCGUCGCCACCACACUGACACUGACAGAGUCAUGAAGACAGUAGUAGUUUUGGCGCUUUUGAGUCUUGUAUCAGUGGAGGGGUGGCUGUUUAACGAGGAUGCGGAGUGGAACGAUUUAAAAGUGACGUGGGGUCUGAACCAGUUGUUCAGCUCGACUGUGUUUGACUCCCUCCCCCGUACGGAGAGCGACGCCCUGGCCGAGGGGUGGUACGACUUCAGCCGCGGCGCCAAGUGCGAAGAUAGCUUCUAUCGCGGGAACCGGUACAUCCGGGAUGUUGACCCCGCGGUCAUGCUGCUGUUCGACAAGAACGGCUACAUCGCCGGUAUUCAGAUGGGGGUACGUAAAGCCGACCUCCCUGCCCACCUCCCGUCUGACAACAUGAAGCACAUGUGGAACGACGACAUUGACAUGUACGUCAUCACGGCCUACUUCGUAAACCCAGCCACUAUCUGCACCGGCCGCUCGGAGGCGCUGUUCACUCUGGCGGGCACCGGCGAUGGCCUGCACAUCCAGAACGGCCCCAACCCGGAGACUGAUUUCGAGCUUAUCCCCAGGGAUGAGGCUGACAUAGGCGCGACUCUGUGGACCCAGGGAGAGUGCUUCUACACCAUGGGCCAACACUAUUGGUACAACGUCACAAAGGACAUGUCCUGUGAUGACUUUUACCCGGUCUUCCUGCUGUACAACUCCGGCAGGCUGAACGGCUUCGGCUGGAACAUCAACGUCUACCUGGACAGCCCCCGCUACGAACACCCAACAACCGACGUACUUGAUAUGUUCUUCAAGGUUAUUCCGGACUGUUUCUAUGAUAACACCGACCCCAGGGGAGCCACCACCCAGCAUAUCUACCUGGACAGCGCACCUAGCUUCAACUUCUGCUAGAAACAAUGCCUUCCUUUGGCCCUGAGGUACUACGAGGACACCACAGACAGAGCUGUCUUUUCCACCCUUUGGACUGGAUCGCUCUUUCCACCAACCCCAACACAACUACAGUCUUGACUGCAGACAACAGUCGUACAGGAAUCUGGUUACUUCUCCUACCAGACGAAGCGCAGUUUAACCUAGACCAACGCUGAAGAAAACAGAAAACCCCACUACAUACAACUAGAGUCUGCAUCCAUUUCACUCGCAUUUUCAGCUGUGAAAUGGGAAAGUCUCAUGGUCACAAAGUCAUGUGCCUCGCCACAACUGAUCAUUGAUGGUGUAAGCUCAAUUCACACAAUAAAUGAUUACUGUACAGAAAAAAAUAUUGAUUCCUAACUGCUUCUCACUCAUAUUAUUGAUGCAGUGUAUUACAUUAAUUUAGUGAGUAAAACACUUUUUAUGUAUAGUCAUUAUUAAGUAUAAUCACUUCUAGAUCUGUCUACAAAAGUUAAGUUUCUGGUGCUGUUGUUUCUGCUUGUGUGUGACAAACUACACAUAGAAGAUAUUAUCUUCUAUGUGUAUUUAAUCUGUAUAUCUGUGAAUCCUGAUAUAUCAUAUCUGACAAAACACACUGGUAUCACCUGUCCUGUUCACAGAAGUCUGCCUUUAUUUACACAAGAAACAUGGUACAAACACUACAGUAAGUAACAUUACUAAAACAGUAAAUAACACUGGCUUGACUGUAAAAAAACACAACUCCAACUUCACUAGUAUGAUAGCAGCCAUUAACUUUUCACUUAGAGCAACUUCUAACAAUGUCAAAUGCAAGUAACUCCUACAAAAGACUCUUCUGUGUGGUUGAGGAUAGAAUGUUAUGGUUUUACAAGUAAAACUUUGUGAUACACAAAGUUAUGAAGAAACCAAACAUUACAACACUCUUGCAACGGAGUGUGAACAUUACAUAAAUGAUAUAUAAUAUUAUGGCAAAACUCACAUUCAACUCAUUAACUGAUGCUUCACGAAUUUCACUGUGCAAGUGUUUUGUGCAUCAAAUGGUAGACCACAUCAUACCUCCCUGUACAAGCCCAGAUGUGAACGUUUUUCACUUCACUCAUUUGCACUCUGUGAGAAAAGUGCACAUUUCACUGGUGAAAAAGGGAUGAAUUAAAAACUCUGCUGUGCAACCCUCUGAUUUUUUUGUAGUACUCAACUGUAUAACUAUUAAUUCUGCUCUCCUGUUGUAGUGAAACCUAUGGCACGGAGUGUUUUAAUUUCAACUUCUGCUCUACUUUCUGAGGCUAUCAAUUACAUGACUUGUUUUUCAUUUAACAAAAAGGGGAAAACCAGGUGCAAAAGUUGUACUUCUAGUACCCAGUCAUGUAGCUGCUAGCCUGGUAUCCUAUUUUACUUGCCAAGUUUCUUUCGUCUUCUGUGAAAAUAUUAGGGCGAAAGAGACUUUGCAGCUAAAAAACAAUGUAGGUUUGGAUACCAGGCUAGAACCUGCCUCAUACAUAAGUGUGAUGAUCCAGAUGUAAGGGCCUGGUCACAAGUACUCAUUGCACGAU